UUUCAUCAUAAUAUUUUGUACCUUUUUCAUCUACUUUCUUCUGCUGUCACAAAAAAACACACAGUGAAUGAAGGCAAAAACACAGGACAUAUGCUAAGUGAGUGAACCUAAAGCUACCUCAAAUCCAACAACAACAAUAAAUCUAUACUAAAGUUUUUUUUUUUUUUUUUUUUUUUUUUUUUUUUUUUUUAAUUCUUCAAACCAAAAAAUGGGGGUUGUUUCUCAAGAUGCCCUUAGUCACCUCCAGGCUCUCAUAGAUCAAGUUGAAGAGCCACUUCAGAAAACGUUUCAGAGUGUUCAUCAAGGACAUGUAACCGAAACCUUGAUUCGGUUUCUGAAAGCAAGGGAAUGGAAUGCUUCAAAGGCUCAUAAAAUGUUACUUGAUUGUCUGAACUGGAGAGUACAAAAUGAGAUUGACAAAAUAUUAUCGAAACCAAUCAUCCCUCUAGAUUUAUACAGAGGUGUGCGUGAUUCUCAACUCAUAGGAUUGUCAGGGUACUCAAGAGAGGGUCUGCCUGUCUUCGCAAUUGGUGUUGGGCAUAGCACAUUUGACAAAGCAUCUGUCCAUUAUUAUGUUCAGUCUCACAUUCAAAUUAAUGAAUAUCGGGAUCGUAUAAUCUUGCCUUCUGCAUCGAAGAAGCAUGGGCGUCCUAUUACAACAUGUGUUAAGGUUUUGGAUAUGACUGGUCUGAAGCUGUCAGCCCUGAAUCAGAUUAAGUUGUUAACAAUAAUAUCAUCCAUCGAUGAUCUGAACUACCCUGAGAAGACAAAUACUUAUUAUAUUGUAAAUGCACCAUACAUAUUUUCAGGUUGUUGGAAGGUUGUGAAACCACUUUUACAAGAAAGGACUAGAAAAAAAGUUCAAGUCUUACAAGGUUGUGGGCGAGAUGAGCUGUUGAAGAUCAUGGACUAUGCAUCUCUGCCGCAUUUCUGUAGAAAAGAAGGCUCUGGAUCAUCGAAACAUUCAGGAAGUGGAAGUGAAAAUUGCUAUUCUUUGGAUCAUUCUUUCCAUCAGGAGCUCUAUGACUACAUCAAGGAACAAUCCAGAAAGAUUGAAGCUAUGGAACCAAUCAAGCAGGGAUCUUUCCAUGUAGAAUUUCGUGAACCUGCUGCCGAGGAAGAAGCGGAUAUUGCCAAGACUAUAGAGUCAGAGAUACACAAGUUUGAGAACAACCAUGCGAAUGUCGAUUGAUACUAUUUAUUUAUUAGUUAAGUGUCAUAUGGUGUCUUAACCAUCUGGUAUAUUUGCCAGUCUUAUAAGUCUUAAACAUUUGAACCAAACAUGUGUAGUAGUUCAAGGGUUACACCUGACCAUUUAUCAGGAUUCUGCAGUAGUAUUAGUUAGCACGAUAAAUUUAGGGAAUAAUCGGAAUAAAACCGAUAAGAGCUGUGGAUUGUGUCAUAAUGCUAGAUAGAAAUGUCAAAUAUAUUAUUUUACUAUAAGGUUUCUUCUCUA
This is a messenger RNA of Cicer arietinum (chickpea), 1456 nucleotides long. Its product is annotated as phosphatidylinositol/phosphatidylcholine transfer protein SFH2. The record is from RefSeq and is a predicted model, not a curated record. NCBI's taxonomy places the organism in Eukaryota, Viridiplantae, Streptophyta, Magnoliopsida, Fabales, Fabaceae.